Molecule: messenger RNA, 474 nt
Organism: Saccoglossus kowalevskii
Lineage: Eukaryota; Metazoa; Hemichordata; Enteropneusta; Harrimaniidae
Source: RefSeq, a predicted model, not a curated record
AUGGUACAUUCUUACAACAAUACCCAUCACAAAAGUAUAUAUACCAAACCCUCACUUGUCACCAACGCGAAACAGAAAAAAGUCAGAAACUUAUUGUCCGGUGAUCUAAGCACAGAAAAAAAGGGGAAGAAGAAUACGAGUUAUAAACUUGGUGACAGAGUCAGAACCAGUAGAACCAAACACGUUUUCAAAAAAGGAUACUUGCCCAAUUGGACCGAAAAGGUAUUCACGGUUGUUGGGCGCCUCAACACGCAUCCACUUGUUUACAACAUUUCAGAUUACAACGGUGAAAUGUUAGAAGGUACUUUCUACAAAGACGACCUUCAGAAAAUCGUAAAGGACGAUGAUGCAACGUACAUUGUGGAGAAAGUGCUGUGCAAUAGAAAACGUAAAGGCCGCGUGGAAUAUUUUGUUAAGUGGCGAGAGUAUGACGAUUCGUUUAAUUCUUGGAUCGGGGACUUGCAAUGUUUAUAA